This is a messenger RNA of Mesorhabditis belari, 558 nucleotides long. The record is from the annotation of a GenBank genome assembly. Lineage: Eukaryota; Metazoa; Nematoda; Chromadorea; Rhabditida; Rhabditidae.
AUGUUCAAGAAAUUCGACGGAAACGAUGAUAUAACUGGUGGGGCGACUCAAUUGAAGACAAGUGUGCAACGGGGGAUUCGGACGAAACUUUUGGAGCAGUUUCCACACUUGGAAUCACACAUGGAGCAAAUCUUUCCAAAAAAGGAGAAUUUGAAGACGAUUCGCUGCAAGGAUCACAUUGACUUAGUACAAGCAUACGAUGGAUUUGUCUACUUUAUCAAGACACGAGAUGGUCUUUUUGUGCCCACGUUACGCCUCCUCCAUAAAUAUCCAUUUAUCCUACCACAUCAACAAGUUGAUAAGGGUGCGAUCAAGUUCGUGCUGAAUGGAUCACACAUUAUGUGCCCAGGUUUGACAAGUCCGGGAGCGAAACUUCUCGACAAUGUUUCAAAAGGGCAGAUUGUUGCGGUGAUGGCUGAGGGGAAAGAGCACGCAUUGGCCGUCGGUUUGAUGACUUUAUCAAGCGAGGAGAUCAAAAAGGUAAACAAAGGAACGGGCAUCGAGAAUAUCCAUUAUCUCAACGAUGGAAUGUGGCAUGUUACAUCUAAACCGAUCGCC